AUGGCUCCCUCCUCCACCUCCACCUCGCCCCCCUCCGUCGUCGUCGUCCUCAUCCUCCUCCUCUCCGCCGUCCCGGCCCGCCUCGCCUCGAUCCCCGUCUCCGAUGGACUGGAGCAGCUAGGAGGAGGAGAAGGCCUGCACCGGGAGAUUCUCAGGGACGAGACGGUGCUGAGGCUCAAGGAACUCGGCAAGAUAUCUGAUGGCGAAGGCUUCCUCGAAAGGACAUUCCUGAGUCCCGCUUCCUUCAGAGCCACUGAUGUCAUUAUCAGCUGGAUGAAAGAUGCCGGACUUGCGACGUGGGUGGAUCAAAUGGGUAAUAUUCAUGGUCGAUUUGAACCGUCCAAUUCAACAGAGAAGGCUUUAUUGAUUGGAUCUCACAUGGAUACUGUCAUUGAUGCUGGCAUGUACGACGGAGCUUUGGGUAUUAUAUGCGCAAUCUCUGCUCUGAAGGUCUUGAGAGUCACUGGAAAACUUCAGAGGCUCACUAGACCAGUAGAGGUGAUUGCAUUCAGCGACGAGGAGGGCGUUAGAUUUCAGACAACAUUUCUGGGAAGCGCCGCUGUAGCUGGUAUUCUACCUGAAUCAAUUUUGCAAGUAUCUGACAAGAGUGGCACUACCGUUCAAGAGGCUCUUCGGUUGAACUCCUUCGAGGCCACUGCUGCUGCUCUUGGUCAGGUCAAGUACAGCCCGGAGUCUGUCGGCAGCUAUGUUGAGGUUCACUUGGAACAAGGGCCUGUCCUGGAAGCCCUCCGAUAUCCCCUUGGCGUCGUAAAAGGGAUCGCAGGGCAGACACGAUUGAAGGUAAUAGUAGACGGUUCCCAAGGGCAUGCUGGGACGGUUCCAAUGAAAUUGCGCCGUGAUCCGAUGGUUGCAGCUGCAGAGCUGGUGGUGACACUGGAGGGCCUGUGCAAAGACCCGAGCAGAUUCCUGACCUACGACGAGGAGUGCGGCUGCUUCACCGAGGAGUCCCUCGCCGGCCUCGUCUGCACCGUCGGCGAGCUGCUCACGUGGCCCAGCGCCAGCAAUGUCAUCCCAGGCCAGGUGAACUUCACGGUGGACAUACGCGCCAUGGACGACCUGGUGCGGGAGACGAUCGUGGCGAGCUUCUCGCGGAUCGUCAUGCAGCGGUGCGACCACCGGCUGGUCGACUGCGCCGUCGAACACAAGCACUCGGCGGCGGCCACACCGUGCGACCCGGAGCUGACGGCCCAGCUGAAGCGUGCGACGCGGUCGGCGGUGUCGGCGAUGGCGGCGCCCGGCGGCCACGCGGCGGUUGCCGGGGAGUCGACGCCGGUGCUGAUGAGCGGCGCGGGGCACGACGCGAUGGCGAUGGCGCGGCUGACGCGGGUGGGGAUGCUGUUCGUGCGGUGCCGCGGCGGGGUGAGCCACUCGCCGGAGGAGCACGUGGCGGAGGACGACGUGUGGGCCGCCGGGCUCGCGCUGCUCCGCUUCGUCGACCAGCACGCCGUGGCCGAGCUGUGA
Triticum turgidum subsp. durum (durum wheat) is the source of this 1482-nucleotide messenger RNA. The record is from the annotation of a GenBank genome assembly. NCBI's taxonomy places the organism in Eukaryota, Viridiplantae, Streptophyta, Magnoliopsida, Poales, Poaceae.